GGAGGGGAUGGCGGGGGGUAAAGGCGGCGGUUCGCCGAGUAAGGAAAAGAAAAAGAAGAAAUCGUCGAGUCCGAAGAAGAGUGCGAGUAGUGCGGGGCUGAAGGUAGAGUGAUGGAUGUUUGUUUUGGUCUUUCGGACGUCAUUAUGCUUGUGCGCUAGCAUUCCCGUGCUGGAAAUUUUGCAUGAGAAAGAACUUUUCCAAGUUCUGUCGUCUUGUCAUGUAAAUAAAUCUUUCCCGCCCUUUACACUCUCACUCUUCACACAUUAGGCUGCCGCCUCCGCUGGUGACCUGAACAUGAAUUACUCCCCAUCCAAAUCCGGCUCGCCUUCGAAAACUAAAUCCUCGCCAAGCAAGAAGAAAACAAAAGCGAAAAAG
Messenger RNA from Amoebophrya sp. A120, 376 nucleotides. The record is from the annotation of a GenBank genome assembly. Lineage: Eukaryota; Dinophyceae; Syndiniales; Amoebophryaceae.